Penicillium longicatenatum is the source of this 2313-nucleotide messenger RNA. RefSeq lists its product as uncharacterized. The record is from RefSeq and is a predicted model, not a curated record. Bases 1 to 2313 code for a protein of 770 amino acids. The transcript has a single exon. Lineage: Eukaryota; Fungi; Ascomycota; Eurotiomycetes; Eurotiales; Aspergillaceae.
AUGGCGAGACUGAGGGAUGAGAAUCAUCCUUUUAUUGGAGUUCACUCCUCAAAUGAAAUCCUAAGCCCCCAGCCCUGCGCCCCUCCCGGCAAGGAGCAUCUACUUGCCACAUUCGAGACAUCCCACGUUCCACAGAGCGAUAACGGAUCAGCAACAGAUGGUAGCCGAGUUUCGAGUCAGGAGUAUGAGUAUAAUUCAUCUAGCUCUUCAAACCGCCACUCAACCAGCGACAUAUUCGGCCGUGAAAUAGACGACGAGCUCGACCAUAUGAAAUCCCGUACUUCGAGCCGCUCAUCCGUCUCCUCGAUGCCAGCCUCCGUCCUUAUACAUCCAAUCAACGAUAUGAAAUCAAUGCCACCAAUGAACCUACACGAGAAAAUGGUCGGCUACACAAUUGAAGAAUCAGAAGCUAGCUUUGGCGAUUUCGACGACCCGCCUAGAACUAUGCGUACUAUUCGGCCUCGAGAAGCAGCAUUCCGGAAACCAAGCUCUGUGCGCGCUAUACAAAUGCACACGGAAGAUGAAGGCGAGGAUGACGAAUACUUGACUCCGCCGCGACGUCGGGCGGGAAUGCGUUCCCCCGGAUCUUCGCCAGUGAAACGGUCGCCAUAUUACUCACCCAAUACUUCGACAACCAAACCUAAACCAAAGAAAGAUUACCCUCUUGUCUUGCUACAUUGCAAUUUACUUGCACCCUCUCUCCCAGUGCCUGGCGCCUCAGAGCCGCAGAACCAGGAGAUUGUGGAGGACGUUCUACCACCACAAUACUGGAAACGCUGGCGCCGAUUACAAGAUAAAGUCGGAUCUGGAGUCCUCCGUGACAGAGGCGUGCUAAUCUCCCACCCUGAAGAUUUAUAUGAUAUGCUCGAAGAGCGACUCUUGGAAAGUUUGGAACUGCAGCACGCACGUGUUCACCAAGGUCAUUUCCUGGGUCAUGAGGAAAGCAACCCCGAAUCUGAGGGCGAGCACUCUGAUCAAAGUGAGAGUGAGACGGAUGGUGAACAAGGCGAGGAGUGUCCAGACUGUGGUGGACGGGUCAUUCACCGGAGUGAUUCUAACCGCAAGUGGGAGAUCAGAGUGUUUGCAGCUAAUGGCCUUAUGCGCGCUGGUGCUUGGGCGGCUGCAUGGAAAGAGAUGGAAAAGGUUGAUGUGGAGGUUGGGCUCUGGCUGCCGUCAAACGUGCGCAGGGCAUUGGAGAAACGGAUCUUGGAGGAGCGUGCGGCUGCACCGAAGGAAGAGCCUCAGGGCAUGCUAGCUAUAUGCGAGGCGGGAAGCCAGGAUAUGGACUCUCGACGUCUUUCUGUUCAAGAACAUACCAGGUCUUUUAGUGAGGCUGGGUCUAUUCAACCAUCUGCUCAGGCAGAUCCAAUUCCAGUCCUGACACCACAGAUCAAAUACCAAGAGCCGGAGCACCAGAUUGCCCUCGGAACCCUGCUCAUCAACUAUAUUCGAGUGCUCGCUAGCGACAAGCGGAAUAUAGCGCUAGUUAUCAUGUCUAUAGCUGUCGCAUUCCUUGCCGUUGGAAGUGGUCCGCAACAGCUGCAGCAGAUGCCUGCUAUGCAAUUCUUCUUCCAGAAUGGGGAGAGACUAUCCUUCCCCGCCAGCAUGGAAGCUCCGUCACCUAGCUUGUCCAUUGUCUCUUCGAGCAUCGAGUCUUUGAAUAUUGUCUCUUCUGCUAUGGCUUCGGCGGAAAUUGCUUCUGAGACACCUGCGCAGAUGGAAAGCGCUCCAACCUCUAUUGCGAUGGCUUCCGUGCAAGUUUCUGAGUCGGCAAAGCCUUCUGCUACUGAGGAAACGUCUCACCCCACAGAGUUAUCGGAUUCUUCUAUCGAAGAAUCUGAGGUUGAUGCGAUCAAUGAGCCCUCACCUUCCACCGAUGCGACAAGUGAGAUGGAGCUGCCUAAUGCCAUGGAACAACCAGAAAUCGAACUAUUGGAGGAAGUUGAAACUGAGCAAUUGGAGGAAGCUAAAAUCGAGCCUUCGGUGGCAUCUGAAGAUGAGAUUCCUCUUCCUACCGAUGCAUUCGAACAGCCAGUUCAGGAAUCCAUUGUCCGAGAGGAGCUUAUCGAGGAUAUCACAGAGUCAGAGCUCCCUGGGGUUGCUGAACAAACACAAGAUGUAUUAUCGGAGGAUUCUCAGGACAAGGUCACUCUUCCUAUUGAGGCUGCUGGGCAGCUCUUUGAGGACCCCAUUUACUCAGGUGAAGUCAUUCAAGACCUCGAGGAAGAGGAGGAGGAAAAGGAGAAGGGGGAGAAUGAGGAGGUGGUCACCGAGGGGGCGACCGAGCAGCAAGAUGCUGCUCCGACGGAGUGA